Molecule: messenger RNA, 1666 nt
Organism: Carassius auratus (goldfish)
Lineage: Eukaryota; Metazoa; Chordata; Actinopteri; Cypriniformes; Cyprinidae
Product: early nodulin-75-like
Exons: 14
Coding region: 84-1307 (407 amino acids)
Source: RefSeq, a predicted model, not a curated record
UUGAGACAAAAUUGAACUUUAAUUUCCUUUAGAAGCAGCCCCCUCACCCUCACGCACUCCUACACAAACCUCACAAUCAACAGAUGAAGACACUCAACCAGGUUCAAGUAAAGACUCCAUCACCUCACCUCCAAACACGACCACCACAUCUCUCACCUCCACACAACCCUCCUCAACCUUACACACAUCCACCAGCAUCACGGAAUCAGGCCCCUCACCCUCACACACUCCUACACAAACCUCACAAUCAACAGAUAACGACACUCAACCAGGUUCAAGUAAAGACUCCAUCACCUCACCUCCAAACACGACCACCACAUCUCUCACCUCCACACAACCCACCUCAACCUUACACACAUCCACCAGCAUCACGGAAUCAGGCCCCUCACCCUCACACACUCCUACACAAACCUCACAAUCAACAGAUAACGACACUCAACCAGGUUCAAGUAAAGACUCCAUCACCUCACCUCCAAACACGACCACCACAUCUCUCACCUCCACACAACCCUCCUCAACCUUACACACAUCCACCAGCAUCACGGAAUCAGGCCCCUCACCCUCACACACUCCUACACAAACCUCACAAUCAACAGAUAACGACACUCAACCAGGUUCAAGUAAAGACUCCAUCACCUCACCUCCAAACACGACCACCACAUCUCUCACCUCCACACAACCCUCCUCAACCUUACACACAUCCACCAGCAUCACGGAAGCAGCCCCCUCACCCUCACGCACUCCUACACAAACCUCACAAUCAACAGAUGAAGACACUCAACCAGGUUCAAGUAAAGACUCCAUCACCUCACCUCCAAACACGACCACCACAUCUCUCACCUCCACACAACCCUCCUCAACCUUACACACAUCCACCAGCAUCACGGAAUCAGCCCCCUCACCCUCACACACUCCUACACAAACCUCACAAUCAACAGAUAACGACACUCAACCAGGUUCAAGUAAAGACUCCAUCACCUCACCUCCAAACACGACCACCACAUCUCUCACCUCCACACAACCCUCCUCAACCUUACACACAUCCACCAGCAUCACGGAAUCAGGCCCCUCACCCUCACACACUCCUACACAAACCUCACAAUCAACAGAUGAAGACACUCAACCAGGUUCAAGUAAAGACUCCAUCACCUCACCUCCAAACACGAUCACCACAUCUCUCACCUCCACACAACCCUCCUCAACCUUACACACAUCCACCAGCAUCACGGGUAACUCCACACAGUUUGAGCUCUCUGAUAGAAUUAUUAAUGUUUAUUGAGACAAAAUUGAACUUUAAUUUCCUUUAGAAGCAGCCCCCUCACCCUCACACACUCCUACACAAACCUCACUAUUACCAGCUCAAGGUCACGAUUCGGCUCUUGAAAAGUGUUAUUUACUUCUUUGAACUCCUCCUAGACCGUUAGUCCGAUUUUCAUCAAAUUUGACUCAGAUCAUCUUCAGAAGCCACUGGCAAAAAGUUGUGGAUUUUGUGUCCAUAUACAAAACGGUUUUUGUUUAGCGCAUUACCGGAUUUGCUGGAAAGAUGCCAAAAUACAUCUGAGGCUGUAUCUCAGCAAAGCUUUGAUAUAUUUACACCAAACUUUGUAUGUGCCAUUGUCACCUCACAGAGAGCUUGCCACAUCAAUUUAGUAACAUCGCCACCUGU